This is a messenger RNA of Nothoprocta perdicaria, 1254 nucleotides long. It is a transcript of the gene DSN1, whose product is annotated as DSN1 homolog, MIS12 kinetochore complex component. The coding region runs from base 1 to 1254 and encodes 417 amino acids. NCBI's taxonomy places the organism in Eukaryota, Metazoa, Chordata, Aves, Tinamiformes, Tinamidae. The transcript is spliced from 10 exons. Gene Ontology annotation, cellular component: MIS12/MIND type complex. The record is from RefSeq and is a predicted model, not a curated record. Gene Ontology annotation, biological process: mitotic sister chromatid segregation; cell division.
AUGUCGGCCGAACCGGCGGAGGGCCCGUGGCGCCCGCGGCUGAGGCAGCGGAGCCCGCGGGCCGAGGCGGCUCCAGGGCCGGCCUGCGACCGCCGCUCCUCUCCCAGGCCUGAGGCCGAGCGGAGCGCGCCCGCGGGGCCGUCGGGCAGCGGCGAGCCGGUUUCCCCGCGUCGCGGCGCCGCCGGAGGGGCCGAACCGGAGCCCGGAGAGAAGAAAGAGGAGCCCGAGGCAACGGGCGUCGCCAGCAGCCGCCCGAAGGCCGGAGGGGCGCAGAGGAAAAGAGCCCAAAGGAGCCCGAGCCGUGAGAGGAUCUCCCCGUGCAAAAGGAGCUGCGGGAAGGACCAGGCGCCGACCGGCUCCGACUCCGCUCCGAGGCCGUUCAGCAGCGGCCCUCGCGCCCGGCAUCACUGGUGGCGCCGCUGGAGCCUCAAGGGGACGACGUGCCGCAAGUCUCUGCCUCCCUUUCACGAGGACAUCGCUGAAUUGAGCAAAUCGAUUGACCCAGAAUUGCCAGAGGUAGAGAGGCUUUCCAAGCUGCUGACGCUCAGUUUCGAGUUUUCUGCCCAAAAGCUUGAAAAGGCCGCGGUGGAGGGUGAUGGCUUUGAUCCUGCGGCUUUCAGAGCUAAUGUGAACUCGGUUUCAGAAGAGCUGCAGCAACACUUGAAGAAACUGCAGCUAGAUGGGACACUGAAGAACUGGGUGGAGGAAGAGGAUCCUGAGGAGACUUCAAUGGACCCUGCUUUGGGUGAGUCAGUGGCCCAAAUUAAGGAGCAUAUGGGCAGGUUUACUACAGAAUUGCAGUCUUGGGAUCUGCUUUUACUCGAGUACCAGCAAACCGCUGAAAAUAUGUCCAGGCGCCUAGAGGAAUGCAAGCUUAAAGGGGGCAACGUGGAGCCUGAGAGUUACCUGGGAUCAUCCCAGGCCGAAGUUGUCCUCAGCAAGCCCGACUAUCAGAAGAUCCUGGAUGACCAGAGGGAAGUCUUCACUUGCAUGGAGCUCGUGCUGGAYGAGAUGCUCCAGGUCGGGCAGCUGCUGCGGGCGAUUGUGGACACCGGCACCGAGUCCCUGCAGAACGUCUCCGGGACCUUGGCCGCCAGGACCUUCCGCCGUAUGGAGCGCUCCCCGGUCCGCAGGCUGCUGGCACCGAGCGCGGUGGCACCGAGCGUGGCACCAAGCGCAGGACCGAGCGUGGCGGCACCGAGCGCAUCACCAAGUGCGGUGGCACCGAGCGCAGCGGCACCCCCGGACGCCUGA